AUGUGUCAGCUGUGCAGCCCACACGUUCGCUGCUCAUCUUACAUGAACCCUAGAUCGGCUCCACAAACUCGUGAUUCUGUACUGAAAUCACAUAUCAUCUCCGUAUCUUGGGGGCUGUAUCGUGUAAUUGUUACGUUUUUUCAAGCCUCAAGUCCCACGCUGCUUUCAGUGCACACUGUUUUGACGAUCAAUUCAAUGCCCCAUUCUGAAAUUGUGACGUACGUCAAUGGCUCGGCCCAGUUGUGUGUAGCAGGCUCGGUGUAUUUCUUAGUUGUGACGAUGCAUCCUUAUGUGUACAGGAUGUCAUAG
This is a messenger RNA of Kuraishia capsulata CBS 1993, 309 nucleotides long. RefSeq lists its product as uncharacterized. Lineage: Eukaryota; Fungi; Ascomycota; Pichiomycetes; Pichiales; Pichiaceae. The record is from RefSeq and is a predicted model, not a curated record. The transcript has a single exon. Bases 1 to 309 code for a protein of 102 amino acids.